Molecule: messenger RNA, 1095 nt
Organism: Linnemannia hyalina
Lineage: Eukaryota; Fungi; Mortierellomycota; Mortierellomycetes; Mortierellales; Mortierellaceae
Source: the annotation of a GenBank genome assembly
AUGAAGUUUUUGCUCAUCAUCUCCGCCUUCGCGGCUACUGCUGUCAUGGCCGCUCCUACCAAGGGUCUUUCCGGAUGCGUCGCCACGUCCUACGAUCAAAUUGCUGGCACCAAAGCCUGCAGCGCGAUCACCAUUCAGGGCCCAUUCACCGUGCCUGCCAACAAGAAGAUUGAUCUCACUGGACUCAAGACUGGAACCACAAUCAAAAUCACCGGCACCAUUACCUUCGCCAAGGGAAAUCUGGACGGGAACAACGACCUUGUGACCAUUGGUGGUACCAACAUCAAAAUCGACGGCACCAGUGGCAAAUUUGACGGCAGCGGACCACUCUACUGGGAUGGCAAGGGAGGCAACGGAGGCGUCAACAAGCCCAAGUUUGUCAGACUCAGCAAGAUGAGCGGCUCCAUCACUGGUCUGACCAUCAUUAACUCUCCAGUGCACACUUUCGCCGUCAGCGGCUGCCAUGGACUUGCUCUCACCGGCAUCACCAUCGACAACCGUAAGGAUCACGCCCCAUGUGGACCCAAGUACGCUCUUGGCCACAACACUGACGCCUUCGAUGUCGGCUCCUCUUCGGGCGUUACCAUCACCGGUGCCAAGGUGUACAACAACGAUGACUGUCUUGCCUUGAACAGUGGCACCAACAUCGUCUUUAACGGUAACCACUGUGAGGGUGGUCACGGUAUUUCGAUCGGUUCCAUCAAAGCCGGAUCUGUUGUUGAUGGUGUCUCGAUCACGGGAAACACCGUCGUUAACUCUGCGAACGCGGUCCGCAUCAAGGCCUACGCCAACGCGACCGGCGGCAAGGUCAACAACGUCACCUACUCGGACAUCACCAUGUCCGGAAUCACCGACUACGGUAUCAUCAUCCAGCAAGACUACACCAACGAUGGCGCUACUGGCAACCCCGGCGGUGCCGCCCCCAUCACCAAUGUUAACUUGUACAACAUCCACGGUAGCAUGGCCAAGAAGAACAGACAGAGUGUGUAUAUUCUCUGCGCCAAGUGCAGCAACUUCAACUUCCAGAAGAUUGCCAUUACUGGAGGUCUUGCUACCAAGUGCACUGGAAUCUCCCCCAAGCCCAUGGGCUGCUAA